AGCGACUAACAUCAACACAGAACUUGCUUUGUUAUUUAAUACGAAACAAGAAUGGCGUGAAAUAUGGCUUCGUACAUACAAGGCUAUGAUGAGGAAAGGUUUGCCACCACAAUCAGUCGGAAUUUUCUCUGUUUGAUUUGCUUCAACGUCCUUAAAGACCCGGUUCUGUGUCCGAGGAACCAACAUUGUUUCUGUCGAUCUUGUAUUACGAAACACCUUGAGAAUUCACGAAGAUGCCCUACGUGUGCAGACGAACUGACCGUAGAGACUUUGGCCGAUCCACCACGAAUGGUAAAAGAUUGUAUAAAUGAAUUAAACAUUCAUUGCAUUUACAUCGACAGAGGUUGUCAAGAGAUCCUACAAUUAGAGAAUCUUGAACGUCACGAGGCUACAUGUGGAUUUACACCAGCCGUUUGUACAAACCAAGGCUGUGGUGUAACUUUAAACCAGCGUGAUCUUGUUCACCAUCAAAGUGAACUAUGUGAAUUUCGCAAGUUGAAAUGUCACUCGUGCGGAGAAAUGACAAAAACGUUGGCAGAUAUGGAGGAAAGAAUGGCGAAUGUCGAGAAGAAUAUAGCAACGAAUAUGGUCAGAAAGGAGACUAUGGUUACCAUGGAAACCCACAUGAAGAAUAUGCAAACGAAUAUGGCAAAUAUGGAAACACGUAUGGCGAAUGUGGAGAGGAAUAUGGUCGGCAUAAAAACAUAUAUGGAAGGCAAAUUUGAAGGAUUGAAAACAGCUUUGAUUGAAGGUUUUGAUGAAAUGAAGGAUGUUCUUGUCAAGAUGGAGGACAAGAUAGAAGAAAACCCAAGAAAAGUAAGAAAUACAGCAAGUGGUGAUAAGGAAAAUAUAAUUGUUGCUGGAGGUGUAGGAACUGACUCUGUAGAGAUGUUUAACUGGCGUCAAAGAACAUGGUCGCCAUUACAAUCAUUGCCAAAGACGCGUGAAGGAGCGACUUCAUUUGUUCACAACAAUCAUGUGACAAUUGCUGGAGGUUACUGUUUUGACUAUGUUGAUGAUAUGAUUAGAAUGAAUAUCAACCCAAACCCUGAUCUCUCAAUGCACUGGAGUGAUUGUCCUGUUAAACUACCUACUAAGUUGACAUGCCACAGCAGUGUGUUGUAUAAUGAUCACUUAUUAGUUUCUGGCGGUGGUGAAAGAAAGGGAGCAUCUGACUAUAUUCAUGAAGUCCAGCUAGUUUCUUCAUAUACUGUGAAGACCUUAUCAAGAAUGCCAGAACCAAGACGGGAUCACAGCACGCAAUUAUUUGAUGAUAACUUGUUGAUCGUUGGUGGAAGAACAACUAACAGAUACCAAGACAGCCUCAGCAGUGUCGUACUGUAUGAUAUAAAGAAGAAUAAAUAUAAACAGUUGGCACCACUGCCGUAUGAAGUGAGUGAGAUGGCAACUGUGAGAUGGGGAGCCAACAUUGUUGUUAUAGGCGGCGUUGAUAAACAUGGCAAAGCAUUAGAUACAGUUAUCAUUUACAAUGUCAAGACUGAACAAAGUCACUUGCUGUCACGAAUGAGAUGUAAGAGACGGGGAUGUACUGCAGUUGUUAUUGGAAACAACAUUGUAGUACUGGGAGGUCAGGAUGGCCAACAACAUGUCUUAAAGUCAGUUAAAGCUUUCAACUUUGGAAGUAAUACAUGGCAAGAACUUCCAGAAAUGUCUCAAGCAAGAUGGUUGCACACUGUUGUUGCUGUGUGAACUUAAUUUGUGAGAUAUUAUAAUAAUAUUCCCGUUAUGAACAAUUUACUUUAGAACUAAAUGUAAGUAAUGACUUUAAAUAGUUUGUUUAAUACAAUCAAUCUCGAACAUAGUUUGUUUAUAAAUGUUGAACUCAUUUGACCAUAUCGUCAAUCAAGAUAAGUUCAGUGAGUAGAAUGUAGAGUACACUAGUAAUGUGUUUUUGUUUUAUAUAACAUAUUGUUUGUGAUUUGCCCAAUAAAAGUUUCACACAUUUUGAUCCAACAAACUUCGAUACUGUAAAUCACUCUUUAACGUUGUUUACGGUACCGUGCUUUAAUUUGGAAUAUACGACGAAAGUUACUAUAGUCACUAUUGUUCCAGUAUUGUCCCUCUCUGAAUUCUAAACUGUUUUCCUAGAAGUUCAGUAAGGAUCAUCUCUUAUUGAUCCAGUGUUACUACAAGAGGAAACCUAAACUAACUUUAUUUAUGCUGGAUAGCUCUAUCAGUUCUAAUCUGUUUUCCUAGAGGUCCAGUAAGGAUCAUCUCUUAUUGAUCCAGUGUUACUACAGGAGGAAAACUAAACUAACUUUAUUUAUACUGGAUAGCUCUGUCAGUUCUGAACUGUUCUUCCUAGAGGUCCAGUAAGGAUAUCUCUUAUUGAUCCAGUGUUACUACAGGAGGAAACCUAAACUAAACUAACUUUAUUUAUACUGGAUAGCUCUAUCAGUUCUAGAUUGUUCUUUCUAGAGGUUCAGUAAGGAUUAUCUCCUAUUGAUCCAGUGUUACUACAGGAGGAAACCUAAACUAAACUAACUGUAUUUAUACUGGAUAGCUCUAUCAGUUCUAAACUGUUCUUCCUAGAGGUCCAGUAAGGAUCAUCUCUUAUUGAUCCAGUGUUACUACAGGAGGAAACCUAAACUAAACUAACUUUAUUUAUACUGGAUAGCUCUAUCAGUUCUAAACUGUUCUUCCUAGAGGUCCAGUAAGGAUCAUCUCUUAUUGAUCCAGUGUUACUACAGGAAGAAACCUAAACUAAACUAACUGUAUUUAUACUGGAUAGCUCUAUCAGUUCUAAACUGUUCUUCCUAGAGGUCCAGUAAGGAUCAUCUCUUAUUGAUCCAGUGUUACUACAGGAGGAAACCUAAACUAACUUUAUUUAUACUGGAUAGCUCUAUCAGUUCUAAACUGUUCUUCCUAGAGGUCCAGUAAGGAUCAUCUCUUAUUGAUCCAGUGUUACUACAGGAGGAAAACUAAACUAACUUUAUUUAUACUGGAUAGCUCUGUCAGUUCUGAACUGUUCUUCCUAGAAGUCCAGUAAGGAUAUCUCUUAUUGAUCCAGUGUUACUACAGGAGGAAACCUAAACUAAACUAACUUUAUUUAUACUGGAUAGCUCUAUCAGUUCUAGACUGUUCUUUCUAGAGGUACAGUAAGGAUCAUCUCUUAUUGAUCCAGUGUUACUACAGGAGGAAACCUAAACUAAACUAACUGUAUUUAUACUGGAUAGCUCUAUCAGUUCUAAACUGUUCUUCCUUGAGGUCCAGUAAGGAUCAUCUCUUAUUGAUCCAGUGUUACUACAGGAGGAAACCUAAACUAAACUAACUUUAUUUAUACUGGAUAGCUCUAUCAGUUCUAAACUGUUCUUCCUAGAGGUCCAGUAAGGAUCAUCUCGCAGAAAACCCGUGGUAUUGAUAAAGUCAAUGUGGAAGCACACUGUUCUGCAUCUGAAAUUAUAAUUAUGAUGUCUUUCCAGGGAAAAUAUCCUAUGUGAACCGACAACAGCUAUCUCACUUGACGAGAAAGCCGUCUCAUCCGAGGAAGAAGAGGACAUUCCUAACAUCACAACAUCUGACAUAGAAAAUCUUGAAGAUCCGUUGGACAAAGUGAAACCUGGAUUGAGAUUUGAAGGCGAUACUUUAGUACCAUUACAAUGUGUUCAUAUCAGAGCGAAGCUGUUGGAUCUCUGUGCCAAAGUCGUUGUAAUGCAAGUGUAUAAUAACUCAAGUUCAAAACCCAUUGAAGCAAAAUAUGUGUUCCCAUUGGAUGACAUGGCAGCAGGUAAGCCUAGCUCGUUAGAUAUUUUUACUUUGACAAUUCGGUGGCCGGACAUUUUGCCGAAAGACACUUUGCCGAAAGACAGUUUGCCGAAAGACAUUUUGCCGAACGGACACUUUGCCGACGGACGUUUUGCCGAACGGACGUUUUGCCGAACAGACAUUUUGCCGAACGGACAGUUUGCCGAACGGACGGUUCGGCGAACGGACAACUUGCCGAAAAUGGAGAUAUCUUCCGAACUUUAAAGGUUCGUUUAUACGGUCAAAGUUUCUGUGAUUAAUUAAAUUGAAGUCAUUGUCGAUAGUGAAGUAUAGUUUCGUUUUAUAUUCUUUCAAUUAAGUUUACCGAAAUUUAAUGAUAUAUAAAAGAAUAACAUCAUUCAAAAUCAUUCAUACUGUACUGUACUAUUCAUGAAUGCGAUUUCCCCGAGAACUGUGAAUGUAUUCCAUAUAUGAUUCUCGAAGUGAAAUUCGCUUACGUCGUUGUCUUUAUACACACUAAAGUCUUGUUUGUUUACGACCUGACGUCAAAACACGUUCCUAGCAAAUGAGUCAUCCGCUGCACAAACAAGCUACCAAUAGUCAAUAUAGUUGCGCACCGCUAACGACCAUUAUAUGCGCUGCUAAUGACCAUUAUGCACUGCUAAUGACCAUAUAAUGGUUAGUUUACUCAAUAGUUGAUAAUUACACUGUUGAGAAACGAGUCACAGUCCCAAACAUUUUGACGAAAUAACAUCUCUAUUUUCGGCAAGUUGUCUUUUCGGCAAACUGUCCGAUCGGCAAAAUGUCCGUUCAGCAAAAUGUCCGUUCGGCAAAACGUCCGUCGGCAAAGUGUCCGUUCGGCAAAAUGUCUUUCGCCAAAAUGUCUUUCGGCAAAGUGUCUUUCGGCAAAAUGUCCGGGUACCGACAAUUCUCGCGGUACUAUUUUUCGCUACGUCUUACGUUUCCUCCUGUUGUAACACUGGACCGUCUCUCACAUAUGCGACUGAGAAAAACGAAAAUUGUGUGCUGUAAGAAUCAAACCUCGGUCACAGAGAGGAAAGACACAGCCAUUGUGCCACAAACACCGUCAAAGUUUUUAGGAAUUUAUAGCCUGGUUUUCAGUGUUGGGUAAUCUCAAAGUUUUGGUUUCAUAUUAGAGUUGAAGUGAUUUAGGGUAAAAGCGGUUUAUUUAAUUUUCUAGUGUGUGGAUUCGAGGCGUUCAUCAAUGGCAAACACAUCGUGGGUGAAGUGAAGGAAAAAGAAGAAGCGCAUAGAGAAUAUAAAAAAGCAAUCAGUGAAGGACAUGGUGCUUAUUUGAUGGAUGAAGAAACACCAGUGAGUAUGAGUAUGAUGAUGAUGGUAAUAGUGAUGAUUGUGCCGAUGAUGAUGAUGAUAAUGGUGUUGAUAUGGUGAUGAUGAUGAUUGUGAUGAUUGAGAUGAUAAUGGUGUUGAUUGUGAUGGUGAUGAUGAUGGUGGUGAUUAUUGUGUUAAAAAAUCCAGUAGAGUCUUUGUAGAGUCUUAGUAUUUUGUAAGUUCACUUGGUGGUAAAUUUAAUUGUUUUAUCGUGUGGAAACGCUACGUUUAUUUAUUUAUUUAUUUAUUUAUUUAUUUAUUUAUUUAUUUAUUUAUUUUUUUAUUUAUUUAUUUAUUUAUUUAUUUGACAAAGCUUCUUUGAGAUUAGCCUACUCACAGCCGUUGUUAUUAGUUUUUUUGUCGUUUUGCGUAAGAAUAACAACGGCUGCGAGCAGGCUACCUCGAGAUCAGAUCUACCUGACUGCAAUCAUAUAAACUAAGGUGUUUUAUCAACACAGAAUAAGCAAUUUUGUUCACUUUUGUUGUCAAAUUUUGAGUUUCCUCUUCUCUGUUUCGACCAGGAUGUGUUUACAGUGAGUGUUGGUAAUAUUCCUCCAGGAGCGACAGUCUUGAUCAAGAUAACAUACGUCGCUGAACUGCCUGUGGAAGAUGAGAAUAUAGUGUUCAGUCUUCCUGGUUCUCUCGCACCUUGGUCACGUGAUCAGGCACUGAAAGAUCGCACACAGGUGAUGCGUUGGUACUUACAUAGCCUUUCAAAUGUAGAACAACAUAAAGUAAUAGACAAUCCCCAUUAUAGACUAAUUUUAAAACUAGGCAAGGAGAUGCGAAUAAAUCACCAAGCGGAAAAUACAGCCUUGCAAAGUUCGCAAAUUUUGUAUACUUUCGUAUUCCGUGCGGAAAUUGUUACCACAUCUGGGCCGAAAAUGGUAACAAUUUCCGCACGCAAUACAAAAGUAUACAAAAUUAUACAAAAUUUGCGAACUUUGAAAGGCUAUAUUUUCCGCAUUUUACAACAUUUCGCAACCAAACUUUGCAAUUUUACUCAUUUUAGUAUGCUCCUUCCGGGAAUAUACUUUUUUGACAAGAUAAAAAAUACUCUAUAAUGAGAAUUGUCUAUUGUUACCAUGAAGCGAACAUCUGUAUCACAUAAUUUUGUUUAUGUUGUCAUUGUUGUUGUUUUUGCUGUUGUUAUUGUUGUUGUUGUUUUAGCAACCAUUGUUAUUUAUUCUCUAUUACAGGAUGUUCUUGAAAGUGUGAAAGUUGACGUUAAUAAUCCUUGCGAGCUGUCAAUCCACGUCGCUGUUGAGAUGCCGUUUGAUAUCAGGACUCUCGACUGCCCCACACACGAUGUCAAGAUGAAGGUCUUUUUAAUGUUUAUUUCAUAAAAAAAUGUAAUUUUUCUAACCUAUAUGGAAUAUAUACCCAUUCACAUAUGUAAGUUUUGACUGAGGUCCAGUAAGGAUUGACUCUUAUUGAUCCAGUGUUACCACAGGAGGAAACUGAAGCUCUUUGAGAAAACCUGUGGUGUUUGAUAGAGUCAAACUGGAAGCAUUCUUCUCACAUGUGACUGAGGUGAAAUUAUAAUGAGACAACUGUAUAUUGCAGGAAUCAAACCUCCGUCACAGAGCUGAAAAACACAUGUACUGACCACUUUGACACCAAUACCAGUUUUAUUUUUUAUUUAUUAUUAACUAUAGAAAACAGCGGCAAAAGCUGUGAUUCAGAUGAAGGCAGAUCAAGACCUUGGUACUGGAUUUCAAUUAUUAGUUGGUUUGGCUGAGAUUCACGUUCCUAGAAUGUGGGUUGAGAGACUUCCCGAGGAUUCUGACUCACAAGUAUGUUUCACUGACGUACUUUAUACUGAAUAGUUCUAUCAGUUCUAAACUGUUCUUCCCAGAGGUCCAGUAAGGAUCAUCUCUUAUUGAUCCAGUGUUACUACAGGAGGAAACCUAAACUAAACUAACUUUAUUUAUACUGGAUAACUCUAUCAGUUCUGAACUGUUCUUCCAAGAGGUCCAGUAAGGAUCAUCUCUUAUUGAUCCAGUGUUACUACAGGAGGAAACCUAAACUAAACUAACUUUAUUUAUACUGGAUAGCUUUAUCAGUUCUAAACUGUUCUUCCUAGAGGUCCAGUAAGGAUCAUCUCUUAUUGAUCCAGUGUUACUACAGGAAGAAACCUAAACUAAACUAACUUUAUUUAUACUGAAUCUUUUAGGCUUGCAUGCUUUCGUUUUACCCUGAGUUUGAAGCGGAACCCAUGGACAAUAUUGAAUAUGUGUUUUUGUUGGACGUCUCGUGCUCAAUGAAGGUAUGUGUAUCUAGAUUUGCAGAAAAUGCAAUUCAUUGAACCUGACCAAACAGACCUUGUCUAAAUCCCAAUGUGUUCACUGUUACCUCAGGAGAAAACCUGAGAGUACCUGCGUAUUUUGGCUGAAUCAAACUGGAAGCACUCUUUCCACGUGGAACAGAGGCGAUAUUUUAAGCAGAUCACUGUAUAUUGCAGGAAUAUUAAUUGAGUCAUGGUUUUUUUUCGAAGGGUACUCCGUUGGAAAAUGCCAAGAAAAUUCUGCUACUCACUCUGCACAAAUUGCCAACGAACUCGAGAUUUAACGUCAUCGCCUUUGGAAGCCAUUGGCUGGAAUUAUUUCCUGCGAGUGCUCAGAAAAGUGAAGAAAGUUUGAAGGAUGCUGCUACCUUUAUUAAAGUAAGUGAAUUAUACCUCUCUAAUACAAACGUCUUUCUAAUACAGACAUCUCUCUAAUACGGACACUUUUCUAAAGGCCCGUUUACACGGGCGAUUUUUGCUGCGAUUUUAGUUGCGAUUUUCUUCUUUUGGAGGAUGUGAAGGAGUAGAUGAGUUAUAAAUGUUCCAGGAUAUGAAAUCUUAUAACAACAUCUUAAGUAAUCUACUCCUUCGCAUCCUUCAAAAGGAGAAAAUCGCAACUAAAAUCGCAGCAAAAAUCGCCCGUGUAAACGGGCCUUAAUACAGACAUCUCUCUAAUACAGACAUCUCUCUAACACAGACACCUCUCUAAUACAGACAUCUCUCUAAUACAGACACCUCUCUAACACAGACAUCUCUCUAAUACAGACACCUCUCUAACACAGACAUCUCUCUAAUACAGACAUCUCUCUAACACAGACAUCUCUCUAAUACAGACAUCUCUCUAAUACAGACACCUCUCUAAUACAGACAUCUCUCUAAUACAGACACCUCUCUAAUACAUACACUUCUCUAAUACAGACACCUCUCUAAUACAGGCAUCAUUCUAAUACAGACACCUCUCUAAUACAGACACCUCGCUAAUACAUGAUUUUGAAAAUUUUAAGUAUUUAAUGCCCUUCGCAUGAAUUUGAUUUAACUCGUUAUUAAAACUUUAUUUUUUUCCAGCGCUGCAGCAGUGAUAUGGGCGCCACGGAUAUUUGGAAAGUUCUGAAAGCUUUAAGUCUUCUUCCAGUCAAAGCUGAUGUCCACGUGAGAAACGUGUGUCUUCUGAGUGAUGGUCACGUGACUGAAGAAGAGUUAAGUUUGAAGUUGGCCUCACAUAACCAUCAACAGUCCAGAAUAUUUACGUUCGGUGUUGGGUAAGUGGUGGUCUUCACUAACUGAUGUCAUUCUAGUGAUAAAAGCUAGCGAAGCUUUUAAUUAUUGAGUUUCAUCUAAGAACAGGGACGCCGGAAGAUCGAUAAUUGGGGGGGGGGGGCAGAUAUUCAUAUAUUCCUGUUCUGCCCAAUUAAUUUCUUUUGAAAUCGAUUGUUUUUACAGUCUGUGAACACGAAUGUAUGAAUAUCUGCCCCCCCCCCCAAUUAUCGAUCUUCCGGCGUCCCUGUCUAAGAAUAUACAUUCUGUCUCUAUAAAUGUAAAACAACACGUGCAAUAACACACAACUUGUAACAAACCUACAGCAGACUUGUAGCAAUUCUGUUUCAACAACAUUGUUAUCAACAGGAUGUGUUUGUAUUGUUUGUUCCCAGCUUGUUAACAAGUUGCAACAAGGUUGUUGACCACAGUUAAUUAUGGUAAAUAUAUCUAGAGCAAUAUGUCUUGGACUCGAGCAUAUGGAGUUCACUGGUUAUAUCUUGCAUAAAAGUCAGUUGCUGAGCUUUUAUAAUCAUCUGCAUUAUCUACCAUUAAUCUUACCAUUGAUAAAUCAACGUUUGACGUGUUUUUUUCUUUUGUCCCCUAGUUCUUCGGCAAACCGUUAUUUCUUACGGACAAUGGCAAAAGUCGGUGCUGGCGCCUCAGAAUAUUUUGAUUCAAAAGUCAAGUCAAAAUGGCAAAGAAAAGUCCAAUCCUUAUUGAGCAAAUCUCAACAACCUGUGCUGACGUCAGUUUCUGUUGCCUGGCAACAGUAUGACAACGAUGCUCCGACUCCGAUCCAGGCUCCCAGCCAGAUUUUGUCGCUCUUCAAUGGCUCAAGACAAGUUGUGUAUGGAUUUGUCCCAUAUUGUACACAGGUAUAAAUAUCUCAUAACAACUUGACUAAACUAAAUUCUAUCAGUUCUAAACUGUUCUUCCUAGAGGUCCAGUAAGGAUCAUCUCUUAUUGAUCCAGUGUUACUACAGUAGAAAACCUAAACUAAACUAACUUUAUUUAUACUGGAUAGCUUUAUCAGUUCUAAACUGUUCUCUCUAGAGGUCCAGUAAGGAUCAUCUCUUAUUGAUCCAGUGUUACUACAGGAGGAAACCUAAACUAAACUAACUUUAUUUAUACUGGAUAGCUCUAUCAGUUCUAAACUGUUCUUCCUAGAGGUCCAGUAAGGAUCAUCUCUUAUUGAUCCAGUGUUGCUACAGGAGGAAACCUAAACUAAACUAACUUUAUUUAUACUGGAUAGCUCUAUCAGUUCUAAACUGUUCUUCCUAGAGGUCCAGUAAGGAUCAUCUCUUAUUGAUCCAGUGUUACUACAGGAGGAAACCUAAACUAAACUAACUUUAUUUAUACUGGAUAGCUCUAUCAGUUCUAAACUGUUCUUCCUAGAGGCCCAGGCGAGUAUCAUCUCUUAUUGAUCCAGUGUUACUACAGGAGAAAACCUAAACUAAACUAACUUUAUUUAUACUGGAUAGCUCUAUCAGUUCUAAACUGUUCUCCCUAGAGGUCCAGUAAGGAUCAUCUCUUAUUGAUUCAGUGUUACUACUAGAGGAAACCUAAACUAAAUUAACUUUAUUUAUACUGGAUAGCUCUAUCAGUUCUAAACUGUUCAUCCUAGAGGUCCAGUAAGGAUCAUCUCUUAUUGAUCCAGUGUUACUACAGGAGGAAACCUAAACUAAAUUAACUUUAUUUAUACUGGAUAGCUCUAUCAGUUCUAAACUGUUCGUCCUAGAGGUCCAGUAAGGAUCAUCUCUUAUUGAUCCAGUUGUAAUUAAUGCACAUUUGCCACAACUUUUUCACUCUGCACAGAAAUUGUGAUUUUUAUUCUUUUGCAGGCAACAUUAAAGGCUGAGAUCAAUGGCAAAGAAAUAUCAACAAUGGUUUCAACUUCAGAUUUGAGUAUCACCUCUGGUUCAACUUUGCAUCAGUUGACGGCCCGAGCAUUGAUUAAUGACUGGGAAGAGGGGUUAUUGGCACCGGAUCACUUACAUCACCAGGUUAGUAGGUGGGGGUAAGGAGAGGGGGGCUAGCUUUGUCUUAAGCCCUGGGCAAACUAGGAAAUAUUGUUGUGGAAACAUUUGUGAUUCUCGAUGUUUCCUCAAAUGUUUCCAUGUUUGCCCACCCGUGGAAACAUUGUUGCAGAAACAAAAUUUGCUUCCCGAGAAGCAAAAAUGUUUCCUAGCAAAUUCAGAAACAUUUGAUGUUUCCCUAUGUUUCUCACUAAUGUUUCCUAGUGUUUGCCCACUCUGGGAAACAUGGCGAAGCAUUCGCAGGAAACAAUGUUUCCGCAACAAUGUUUCGUAGUUUGCCCAGGGCUUUAGAAUGUCAUAGCUGUGUUGCAGAAUAUUGCACAGUUAAUUAUGGAUUAGUGGCCAUCGAAAAGGUAUUAAUAAAAUAAUUAGUCUAUACCGGGUGUCCCAAAAAAUUGGACGCUGUUUGAUUUCAUGUAUCGUAAAAACUAUAAAAGCUAACGCAAUGAAGUAAAGAUCAUUGCAUUCGGAAAGAACUAACUUAGAUUUUGAUAUAUAACACUUGAAUUUACAUGCAAUUAGUUUCAUAUUAAUCUGACACUGCAAUCGAGCAACGAAAAAUUUGUUGGCUCGAGCGGAAUUUGAACUCGCAUCUUCGGGUAUCUAGGCCGCCGCUUUACCUAUUGAGCUAUCGAGUCAACAGGGAUUGUUAGCGAGUCUUUCAACAGUGAUUGGUAGCGAGUCUCUCUCUCUUUCCACUCGAGUUUUUCGUAUCUCUGAGGAUGGUUCUGAAAUAGAAUUGAAACACUGCGCGUCUUCUAAGACAAGCGUUAAGUUGUCACGAAAAUAUUUCGUGCACUUAAAUUGGAUAAGACUCGCUACCAAUCCCUGUUGACUCGAUAGCUCAAUAGGUAGAGCGGCGGUCUAGAUACCCGAAGAUGCGAGUUCAAAUCCCGCUCGAGCCAACGAAUUUGUCGUUGCUCGAUUGCAGUGUCAGAUUAAUAUGCAACUAUAGUUUUUCGUAUCUCUGAGGAUGGUUCUGAAAUAGAAUUACAUGCAAUAUUAUUGAGCGAGAUACAACCAAAUAAAAAUAUUUAUGAUGUAACAAGUAUAAGGGAUGGACCAUUAGAUUUUUGAGGGGGGGGGGAUUUUAGGGGUCGUGCAUGAUAUGUUUUUUUGUCGGUCAAAGAUGUGCAGGAAUUUUUUUUUCGCCAUGAUUCGCUUGCAGGAUAUUUUUUUUUCUUCGAAUAAUAUAUAUAUAGUAGGGCGGUCGGAGGAUUUUAACUGAAAUUUGAACUUCAAUCUUUAAAUAAUUUUAAUAAAGCUUUUUGUGACUAAAUUUUGGGAGAUUUUUACAUCUUUGAAGCUCUAGGACUGCACUUUUGGCAUUUUCUAAAGCAAAUUUGCAAAUGAAUUGAAUGUAAAUUGACUGUAUUUUACAAAAAUUAUCACUGUAUUAUGCAAAAUUUAUUUAUGCCCGAUUUUUUUUUUCUGUAGUUUUCUUGUGCAAGAUAUUUUUUUUUCUUGGUUAAAGUUCUGCUCGAAUUUUUUUUGGUAUUUGCCCAACCUCCCCCUCAAAAAUCUAAUGGUCCAUCCCUAACUACAUCGGUAAUCAUAAGGUUGUUUUAUGCUAGUUUUUGGCAUUUUCAAAAACUGUAGUUCAACAUCAAUAGCGCAUUCAAUAUUGCAUGUAAAUUCAAGCGCCAUAUAUCAAAAUCUAAGUUAGUCCUUUCUGAAUGCAAUGAUCUUUAUUUCAUUGCGAUAGCUUUUAUAUAGUUUUUACGUUACAUGAAAUGAAACAGCGUCCAGUUUCUGUUUGGGCUCCUCGGUAGUAGAAGCAAUGUUGUUUGAAUUAAGGGGUCAACAGAACUAUUGAUCCUUUGGGUGAACCAUACUUUAUUUUAAAAUAGCCUCAACAUUGGUUCUCGACCUAUUUAAUCUUCUUAGUAUCAAAAAUCAUCUCUUAUAUUCAAUUUUCAAUCAUUCGAUUCCAACUAAAAAAUACUGUGUACAACUCUAUGACAUACUUAUUGCAUUUCUUUCGGGACGCCUUGUCUUAGAGUUCCUUUUUAUCCCCUAGGCUGUGAAAAUAUCUCGGAAAGAUUACAUUAUUGAAAUAAGCAAGAAACAUUCCGUGACAUCAAAAUUUACGAGCUUUGUGGCAAUCGAGAAACGGGAGGAGGGCGAAACCUUUGACUCCGCGCCGGAUGUUGAAGAAAUUCUUGAUGGGGAGAGUGUGGAUAUCUUGGGAUAUAUUGGUUGGUUAGAGGACAGUGAAGUAGAAGACGAAGAAGAAUACGCGGUUGGUUGUGGGUAUUUGGGUAUAGUUUGGUACAUAGCUCGAAAUCCCCAUUUCAAAAAUCAUUUUCUUAACGGCAAACCGGUUAGACCGUUAACGAAGUGUUUGAUUUUACAACCUCAUUAUAAACAGCUUUACACCAUUGUUGAUAUAUAUUAAACAGUUAUUAAACUUUAAGCAAUGAUUUAAGAAAGCAAAUGAACCACUAGUCAUGUACUCACCAAAGCACUAAUUUAAGAUUUAGCGUGUGAAGUUGACGUUUGGCGUAUAAAUUUGAUGCUUUAACGACUACCCGUCCUCGUAGCAGUUCAAGCAUAAAAUUUAUCAUCAUUGUUAAGGAGGACAAGUUUAAUAAUUAUUUAAUAUAUUUCAAAACUGUCGUAAAAGCUGUUAUAAUAGAGUUGUAAAAUCAAACACUUCGUUAGCGGUUUGACGUCAAUCCAAAAGUCUCUAGUAAUUUUUUCAACCGUUGCAUCCUGUCAACUUUCAUGCAACUCGUUUGACCGGGGCAUAAGAGUUGAGAACCCUUUCAUGCAAACUCUCGCUUCUCAUCAACUCUCAAGAAUUUUGCUGCUAAUAAUAGCCAGUCAAUUCUCACGCAAAAAUUUUAAUUUUUAAUUUUUAGAGUUUUGGACUUUUUAUGGAUUUUGACAUGCCUGUGUACAGCCUUACUACGGCCGGUGACAUCCCUGUGUACAGUAAAUCCUCACACGUGGACGAAGAUGAGGAUUUAUACGAAGAUUUAUUGUGCGAAGAAAUGGAUGAACCCAGAUUUGAUGGUCAGUUGAAGGCGGCGUUUUACAGUAGAAAUAACAGAUAUUACUUUAAUUAAACAUCUCUGUUUAUACUGGAUAGCUCUAUCAGUUCUAAACUGUUCUUACUAGAAGUCCAGUAAGGAUCAUCUCUUAUUCAUCCAGUGUUAUUACAGGAGGAAACCUAAACUAAACUAACUUUAUUUAUACUGGAUAGCUCUGUCAGUUCUAAACUGUUCUUCCUAGAGGUCCAGUAAGGAUCAUCUUUUAUUGAUCCAGUGUUACUGCAGGAGGAAACUUUAACUAAACUAACUUUAUUUAUACUAGAUAGCUCUAUCAGUUCUAAACUGUUCUCCUUAGAGGUACAGUAAAGAUCAUCUCUUAUUGAUCCAGUGUUACUACAGGAGGAAACCUAAACUAAACUAUUGUAACACGGGAUGAUAAAGUUACCUUGUAUUUUUUCUAAACAUUUAUCAAAUUAUUUUACAGAUGUUGUUAUAGACAGUCGCGUAGCUGAACUAACGAAAUUGGCGGGAGAGAUUUCUGCAGAAGUGAGCAGUCAAGCUAUCUUGACUAACGCGAUCUCUGAUGAUUACCGAGGACGUCCCAUGGAAGUGAUGUCUGAUGACGAUUAUUUCUUCGUCUCAGAUUCCUCAGACAGUGAAUGGUCGGACUCCGAUGGCCUUGGUGAAAAGCUACAGUCUUCAGGUAAUAUUAAUGGUUGCUAUUUUAAAAUUAUCUACUUACACACCUUAUCAUAAAAUGUGAUUGAACUUUGGGACGUGAUUGCAGAACCAUCCUCAGAGAUACGAGAAACCAGUUUCAUGUUAAUGUGCAAUAGACCAACGCUACCAAUCCCCGUUGACUCGAUAGCUCAACGGGUAGAACGGCAGUCUAGAUACCCGAAGAUGCGAGUUCAAAUCCUGCUCGAGCCAACGAAUUUUUCGUUGGUCUAUUGAAAAUAUGAAACUGUUUUUUUGUCCAGUUGUCCAGCUUUGUCUUUACCUACGAACUACAAGUCUGUGUGUAACAAGUGUGUAACAAGUCUGCCAACAAGCCGUCAACAAGUUGUGUUCGCACUGCUUGUCCCAAGUUGUCAACAAGUUUAAAACAAACUGUUAACCAUUAUAACAACCUUGUUGAUAUUAUCAGACUUGUUGCAAGGUUGUUCCAACAAGUCCGAUACAGUCAUGAUAUAACAAUAUUGUUACAACCUUGUGUCGUCAACCUUGUAACAUUCUUGUUAUAUCAUGACUGUAUCAGACUUGUUAGAACAAUCUUGUAAUAAGUCUGAUAAUGCCAUCAAGCUUGUUACAAGUUGUUGACAGCCUGUUCCAAACUUGUUACAACAACUGGGAACAAGCAAUGCGAACACAACUUGUCGACAGCUUGUGAACAGAUUUGUUGACUAUAACAAGUUGUGCGUUUUUUACAUGUCAUGCAUGUCAAAACACACAAUGGUAAAAUCUCCUUAUCAAUGCAUAUUUCUUCAGUCAUCAAGAAGAAGAAAGCACCUAAUAAGAAGAAACCUCCAGAACCAGAACAGGUACUCUCAUCUCAUUUUCUUUACACAUUAUUUACGUUUAAAGUGCACCUAACCUUAAUUAUUUUAACAUCUCAUUCCUAAGAACCUUUGAAAUGAUGUAACUUAUUUUGAAGAUUUUCGUUUGCACACUUUGUCUCUGAGUUAUUUCAGUUUUAUUGAUAUGCAAAUGUCCGGAAUUUACGUCACAUAUGAAUAAUGACUGAACAGAUUUGUAGUUCUCAUUCCUAAGAACCUUUGAAAUGAUGUUGUAACUUAUUUUGAAGAUUUUCGUUUGCACACUUUGUUUCUGAGUUAUUUCAGUUUUAUUGAUAUGCAAAUGUCCGGAAUUUACGUCACAUAUGAAUAAUGACUGAUCAAAGAGUGUAAGGUACAGUUAAAUAUCAUGAAAUAAAAAGGCUAAAUGGUGUUUUACAUAGGUAUGUAAUCCUCCCACAACUCCAAACUUCAUUUUAAUGAAUUAAAAUCGAUAGUGAAUGCGAUAUACAAGCUUUUACUUUAAAUCAUGCAUUUGUGACGUAAAUUCCGGAUAUUUGCAUACCAGACAAACUGAAAUAUCUCAGAAACAAAGUGAGCAAACAGAAGUCUUCAAAAUAAGUCAUUACAUCAUUUCAGAAGUUCUUAAGAAUGAAAUAAUAAAAAUUGAGGUUAGGUAAGAAAUUCAAGAUAUGCUGAUAGUUUUGGGAAAUAUUUAACGAGCAAAUAUGCAUUGAUUUAUUUGUGUAAGAUGUUGAAGUAUUUUACUUCUUAAAGCCCUACAAAUAGUAAAGUGAAAGCACGUGUAGACUGGUUUACGGCGGGGAAACGACAAAAUGGCGAUCAGGCUGUGGGGAGCGACUUUCUUGUACUCUACAACCAGUGGCAGUGGAACAGGUUUUAUUUUAGGGAGGCUAAUCAGUUCCAGUCUAUACCAGACAUUUGUGGCAUGUGGAUUAAACAAUUCUCAUGGCUGAAAUUCGGGGCCGACUUUUGAUACAGCCUCAAACAAAAUUGAGACCGACUUUUUCUGAUUUUUGAGUGCUAUGGGUUAUAUCCCCCUGCCUAAUGUGCGCCCCCCUGAUGACGGUAUAUCCGUACCCGUAAACCGGAACUUGGGUAUCUUAACGUCCUCAUUGAUAUUUUCAUAUAUGAUAUAUUUUAGGAAACUUACGAACCUCUAGAUCAGCCACCAAGACGUAAGUUUUUUUGUUUGAACAUUUUUCUACCUUCUGGUAAUUCUAACUGUACCAUGACGACAUGGCACGUCGUGAUCACGUGAUAUGGAAUAUGGAAUGAAAACAUUCAUUAUUUGUAUACUGUACCACAUCAUGCCAUAUUGGGCCAGACCCAACCGGGUCAAAAUACUAAUUUCAUACUCCACCGCUUCUUACCAAAUUGAUGCAAACCAAAGCUGAUGGUAGCAUUCUUAUAUUCCAGAUCCAAAGAAACCAGCAGUAAAACCUCCUGUUGAAAUCGAACAGGUUAGGUCUCCGGACUCUAACUGCAACAAAGUAAAAUACUGAAUCAAUUUAUUUUAAUAAUCUCUUAUUUUCUCUUUUAUUCAUUUUUUUCUAGGAAAACUAUGAGCCUCCAGAACUGCAGAGAAGUAAGAUUAUAUAAACGAUAUUUUGUUUAUUUAUUUUUCAAGCUCGAUUUAAAUGUGUUUCUUCUAUUUUCCCAGGAAACAAACCAGUUGUCGCUAUGGAUCCUGUAAGUACACUACAUGUCAAAUUUGGUACAGCAAGGCUCCGCAUAAAAGAACCAGUAGGUUAAGAACCACCAGCCUGAACUUUUGGAAAUUAAGCACCCAAAAUACAAGUUUUAAAAAGUUUUUUAAAGUUUAGAUAUAUGUAACGAGAACCAUACUAGUGUCAUAGCAAUAGUUUUAUGCAAUACCAGUCCCUAUUAAUGUGUAGAAUAGAAAAAAGUAUAGUGUGAAGUAAGAUUAUAUAAGAACCACUCCAGCCUGAACUCAAAAUUCACUGGUUUGACUAGUUUAAUAUUACUUAGUGAAAUUGUGCAUAUCAUUAUGUUGUGACCUUAAAGCUAAAUCCAUCAAUUAGGGCUAAUCGUACCCUUCUGUAUGUUUAUCUAUGCUAUAGCUAAUGUAGCAGGCAGGCACACAGGCAGGCUCGUAGUCCCCUCCUUUCUGGUCGAGAAGGGCACUAUUCCCUGGAAGAAGUUUCUGCUCCUAACUGAAGUUCUUGCUCCAGAUAUAUAGAGAGGUCACUGGCAGAAAGUGAGUUGGUGUUAAUAUCUCACGAAGUGUAAUUCAUUGUUUUAGGAAGAAAAUUACGAAGAUCCAAAUCAGAUUUCAGGUUAUUAUUACUCUAUACGCUGUUGCCAG
Messenger RNA from Paramuricea clavata, 17519 nucleotides. The record is from the annotation of a GenBank genome assembly. Lineage: Eukaryota; Metazoa; Cnidaria; Anthozoa; Malacalcyonacea; Plexauridae.